Rhopalosiphum maidis (corn leaf aphid) is the source of this 1002-nucleotide messenger RNA. RefSeq lists its product as uncharacterized. Gene Ontology annotation, cellular component: extracellular region. Gene Ontology annotation, molecular function: hormone activity. The record is from RefSeq and is a predicted model, not a curated record. The coding region runs from base 331 to 723 and encodes 130 amino acids. NCBI's taxonomy places the organism in Eukaryota, Metazoa, Arthropoda, Insecta, Hemiptera, Aphididae. The transcript has 3 exons.
ACACGGUAGGGGCUGUUGAUUCCGACGACGGGGACGCGUACUUAUAUAUAUAUAUAUAUACACAUCUAUCUCCCUGUAUAUAUAUAUAUAUAUAUAUAUAGACAUUUUCAUUUUAUUUUCGAGUUAUUAUUCGCGUUUAUCGGCGCCGCAACAAGUUCGUGUCUUGGCCGUCUUUGGGGCGCAGCAACAAGUCUUCAGAUUGCACAAGUCAUCGUCACCGCCAUCACCUCAGUUGACGCCGAAACGCCGCCGUAUUCUUCCUGUAUCGUAUUUGUAAUUUAUCAUAGAAACCAUCGUAAACGAGCUACAGCCGAAAAUCGCGAAUACACAAUGAGGAUUUUGACGAUCGCCUGGAUUUUGGUGGCGGUCACGUGGUGCUGCGACAGUGCCGUCAUCUACGAACCGGUGGUUCAAAACACCCGUUACUACGAGCCCAGAAUUCAGGACUUGGAGCUUCUCGACAAAAACUUUUUUGAUGUGGCUUCGAUCGAAAAGAGGAACGGUGUAAUGCAAGGCGAGUCACCGAGAAGUCGUCCUAGUUUAUCCAUCGUCAACUCUCUAGACGUGCUCCGACAAAAAUUAAUGUAUGAGGUGGCACGGCGACACGUAGAUGAGAAUCAGAAAGUGUUGUCGCAAAACCACCAGAUACUGAAGAACCUCGGAAAGCGGUCAUUGUUUCCUUUUCUCGAAGUACCACGAAGGUACAACGUAUUACGUAUAUAAUAAUAAAUCGAGUUAUUAUUAUUUUUUUUGAAACAGACUUAUUGGAGUACGCUACUAAGUUUUUCAUUGUUUAUUUAAUUCAUUUAAAUCAAAUUUUAAACAUGACUGUGGCUAAUAGAAUUUUAAAAACAUCUGUAUAAAUAUGGAUUUCUAAAUUCAAGCGUCUAUAUUAUUUUCUUUGGCUUUGAUUAGGGUUUUCUUUCAAUAGAAUAAAAAUGAUGUACGAUUUAUUUUGUACCUACGAAUUUAGGAAUUCUUGUACUUAAUAAUUACAUUUUG